AUGGAUGUAAUAAAAAAUAAUAAUUGUAGUAGUUAUAAUAUUAAGGAAAACAAUCAUAACAAACUUAAAUUAAAGAAACAAAAUUGCUGUGUAAUCACUUGCUUUAUAUUUUACAUAUUUUGUAUAUCAACUAUUAACAAUCUAGACAAGUACUUGCAUCUAACAACGUCGCGUUACAUCCUAACGUACUCGAAUAUUUUGUAUUUCAUAUCUUUUCUAUCAUUAGGAGUGCAGGUUGAAUUAUUAAUUGGAUUAAGAUGUGGAAUAUUACCAGUAGAUAAAUAUCUGAAGAAGAUUAAAAAAAAGUUAAAAGAUAUUGACUUUUUUUUAGUGUACCAUAUAGUGCUUUUUGUGUACAAAUUCUGGAAAUAUGUAAUAAGGAAGAGGAUAAAGGUGAAGACAUUUUGCAAAGUUGGGGUAUUGUUAUCAAUUUUAAAUUUUUUAAUUCAAAAACGUAUACAGAAUGAUUUUUUUAGAAUAUUUCUUUCCUUGAUUUUGUUUAUUGUCCUAUUUAUUUUGCACAUUUGCUUCAAAAUUGUGAUGAGGGAUUUUAUGAUUUUUCAGUGCGACUUAUUAAUGAAUGAGUUGGGGUUUCUUUUAAUAUUUUUAAAUUUAUCGGACAGCUACUAUUUGAAAAACUCAAACACAUUAGUAAUUUGUCUUCUGCGGUUAGUUUCUUUUAAAAUUUUGUUUAAUUCAGCAGCUCAUAAGUUUGUUCAUAACAGUUCGCAGUGGUUACACCUGGAGUCUUUUCAAAAUUUAUUUUUCUGUCAACCUGUCCCUUCAAUACUCUCACAUAUAGCAAAUUGUAAAUUUGACAAAAAGUUGAUUUGUUUUUUGGUUAUCAUUUCCGAGCUUUUAUUUUCGUGGUUUAUUUUUUGCUCGUCAAGUUUGAGAAUAUUUUUUUUUGUCCUUUUUGUGAGUAAGAAACUGAGUAGUGUUCACAUAACCUGCUAUAUUAUCUGCAACUAUAUAUUUUUUUCUUAUAUUUGUUUAAUUUUGUUUUUUUCGUCUUUUGACGAUUCGAUUUUAAACUCAUUUUCUUAUUCGAGAGGAGUCCCUGCUCUUUAUAAGAAUAAUGCAAUUAUCAACACGUCGAUCUAUUUGUUGGUUUCUCUAGUGGACGUCAUCAUUCUACUAUUUUAUUUUUUUGUUGUCCUUAUCAAUUUUGUUCCUUUCACUGAACAGUGGAAUGUGUACGACUUCAAGUGCUUUCAUUUUGUUUACUACAUUUACUGCUUAUUUUGUCCCCUAAAUAUUUGUAAUUCCUAUGCUAUGCUAACUUAUACUCGUUCACACAGGGGGGAAAUCGUGAUAAAAGAAUUACACAAAAUGGGAGAGAGGUACGAAUGGAAACCUCUAUAUUUUAAGAACAAAAUAGAUAAUUUAAACAAAAUAGGGUCAGUUUUGUGGUGGGGCCAUUUGCCUAGGCUGGAAUGGAAACUGCAUUUUUUUGCCGAUUAUUUCAAAAAUGAAAAUUAUGAAAAGAACACAUAUCCAAUUUAUAUAUGCUCCUUUUUAAAGAAACUGUGCAUGCGGCAGGAGCACUUGGCGUCCAUGAUUGGUGAGGAGCAAAUGCGAAGAGUACCUCUGAUGAUAAGAUUAGCUUACUAUGACUACAAAAUGUCGAUGACAGGUUGA
Messenger RNA from Plasmodium malariae, 1641 nucleotides. Its product is annotated as lipase maturation factor, putative. The coding region runs from base 1 to 1641 and encodes 546 amino acids. Gene Ontology annotation, cellular component: endoplasmic reticulum membrane. Gene Ontology annotation, biological process: protein maturation. The transcript has 14 exons. The record is from RefSeq and is a predicted model, not a curated record. Lineage: Eukaryota; Apicomplexa; Aconoidasida; Haemosporida; Plasmodiidae.